GUGAGCGAGAGCAGAAGGUGGCAGAUGAAGGAGCGGAGCCCGUAGCUGGCUCUUGCUGACGGCCAAGGGGACCAGUGCGAAGAGAAAAUGCACCUGCCGACACUCUUCCUCCUCCUCUUCUGGCUCUCAGGCUACUCCACUGCUGGGAAUCCACUCACUGGUCCGGGAGCAGCAAGAGGCCCGGAGCGGGGCUCACUGACCGUGCAGUGUCGCUAUGACCCAGGGUGGGAAACCCACAGGAAGUGGUGGUGUCGAGGGGCUCGUUGGAGCCGCUGUAAGAUGCUUGUUGAGACCACUGGAUCAGAGCAGGAGGUGAGAAAGGGCCAUGUGUCCAUCAGGGACAAUCAGAAAAACCACACGUUCACCGUGACCAUGGAGGGGCUCAGGAGAGACGAUGCUGACACUUACUGGUGUGGGAUCAAGAGAACUGGAGCUGACCAUGGGGUCCAAGUUGAGGUGACCGUUGACCCAGCACCAGCUACAGUGUCGACCGCCGCCCCCACCACCAACAUGUUUACAGCACUGGCCACCCUGGAAAAGACUGACUGCUCCCCGACGCUGACCAGCUAUCACUUUGAUAACGGGCAUGGCGUCAUGAGGCUCAGCGUCCUCCUUCCCCUCGUCUUUGCCAUAUUGCUGCUUCUCUCGGUGGCAGUCUCGCUCCUGGCUUGGAGGAUGGUGAAACGCCAGAAGAAAGCAGCUGGGGUACCUCCAGCGCAGGUGUCGCAGCCCCUGGAGGAUGAACUCUUCUACGCAAACUUGACCCUGCAGCGGACGGGAACCUCCCCCAGCUCCUCCCGGAAAAAGGCCUCCAUGAAGGCCUCGUCUUCUGCCCAGAAGGAAGUGGAAUACGUCACCAUGGCUCCCUUUCCGAGGGAGGAAGUUUCCUACACAUCUCUGACUUUGGGCAACUUGGAUCAGGAGCCGACCUACAGCAACACCAGCCAGCUCAUCACCCACAUCCCCGGCACGAGCCACGGGGACCCCACGGAGUACAGCACCCUCAGGAGGCCUUAGCCUGGGGCUGAGCCAGGCCCGUGAGCGGCGUCCUGCCUCGUCUACCUUCUGCCCCUGCCCCCUCGCCAGGACAACUGCUGGCUGCGGCCUCCGCCUGAUCAGCCGGCCGUGUCCCCAGCUCUGGGGCCUAGUCUCAGGGGGCUUCUGGGAGUUAGGGGUCUUUCUGUAUCCCCCCCUCUCCCUUAGAGCUGGGGAGGGGGCUGGGCAUGUGCCCUGGGGCUGCCAUGGGAAUAACAACGAUGAUAAUGAUGAUAAUAGUAAUUAACCUUUAUUUAUUGCUCCCAAAGAUAUCUGUGUCCUAAUCCCCAGAACUUGUGAAUGUCACCUUCUGUGGCACAGGGUACCGUGCAGAUGUGUCUGAGUGAAGGAGUUUGAGAAGGGGAGAUUGUUCUGGAUGAUCCAUGUGGACCCUGAAUAUAAUCACCAGGGUCCUCGGAGGAAGGAGGCGGGAAGGUCAGAAAAGGAGCAGGCGGGGGCGCUCGGAGCACUGGCUGGAGGGCUGAGGCCGGGACCAGGGGGUGCCGUGGCCUCCUGCAGCUGGCGCAGGCCGGAGCGGCUUCUCCCCGGGCCUCCAGAGGGAACCAGAAAGGGCACCUGACCUGAGCCCCGUGAAACCGAUUUUGUACUUCUGGCCUCCAGAACCGCAGGACAAUAAA
Propithecus coquereli (Coquerel's sifaka) is the source of this 1673-nucleotide messenger RNA. Its product is annotated as CMRF35-like molecule 1. Bases 88 to 1017 code for a protein of 309 amino acids. Gene Ontology annotation, cellular component: plasma membrane. The transcript has 7 exons. The record is from RefSeq and is a predicted model, not a curated record. Gene Ontology annotation, molecular function: transmembrane signaling receptor activity. Lineage: Eukaryota; Metazoa; Chordata; Mammalia; Primates; Indriidae.